Plutella xylostella (diamondback moth) is the source of this 2038-nucleotide messenger RNA. RefSeq names its product sodium-independent sulfate anion transporter. Gene Ontology annotation, molecular function: secondary active sulfate transmembrane transporter activity. Gene Ontology annotation, biological process: sulfate transmembrane transport. The record is from RefSeq and is a predicted model, not a curated record. Gene Ontology annotation, cellular component: membrane. NCBI's taxonomy places the organism in Eukaryota, Metazoa, Arthropoda, Insecta, Lepidoptera, Plutellidae.
GCGGCCAGACGCAAACCUAACCUCCUUAAACUAAUAAAAAAAAACAAUUACAAAAAAUAACCAGCCAGUUCCAUUAUUAAAACCCAAACCGUGUGAUAGAAAAUGAACGGAUCAAUAGGCAAAGGCGGCGGCGGUUGGCGGGCGGCAGUGGCCAAGCGGGUGCCGGCGGUGGGGUGGAUGCCCCGGUACACCCGGCUGGAUGCCACGGGAGACCUGGUCGCUGGACUGACCCUGGGGCUGACGCUGGUGCCGCAAGCGAUAGCGUAUGCCUCGCUGGCGGGGCUGCCUGUGCAUGUUGGACUGUAUUCGAGUUUUGUUGGAACACUAGUCUACGUGUUAUUCGGAACAGUGAAAGAGGUGUCCAUUGGACCCACCUCUCUGAUGGCGUUGCUGACGCUACAAGUGUGCCGCGGGCUGCCUCUGGAGUACGUGACGUUGCUGACCCUACUGUCCGGGGUAGUUGUUUCUGUGAUGGGGUUGUUGCAAAUGGGCUUCCUAGUAGAACUCAUAUCGCCAUCAGUGACGUCUGGCUUCACCUCCGGGACAGCAGUCAUCGUGAUGGCUGCCCAGGUGAAGGGGCUUCUCGGCCUCUCCUUCUCGGCCGAGUCUAUACCCGAGAAUGUCCAGCUGAUCGCGGCUAAUGUCAGUGAUAUUAGACUCGGGGAUUGCGUGCUCAGUGCUGUCUGCUGCACUGUGUUGCUGUCUUUGAGGAAACUGAAGGAUGUCAAAACGAAGUCUGCCAAGCUGCAGAGCAUUUUAUGGCUUAUAUCUAUAAGCAGAAACGCUAUAGUUGUGUGUGCUGCGUCGGUCUUCGCCUUCAUAGUCCACAACCCUGUGGAUCCUUGGUUCAAGCUCUCUGGUCGCGUAUCAGCCGGCCUCCCCUCCCUCUCCAUCCCCGCCUUCAGCGUGUUGAACCCCGACGGCAGCGUGACGGGAACCUCCGCCAUGCUGCACGAGCUGGGAGCCGCCGUGCUGGUGCUGCCGGUUGUCAUGGUGCUGGCGAAUAUCGCUAUUGCUAAGGCUUUCACCGGCGGCCGCCAAGUGGAAGCCUCACAAGAGAUGCUAACCCUCGGGCUGUGCAACGUCCUGGGCUCGUUCGUGGGCGCGAUGCCGACGUGUGGCGCGUUCACCCGCUCCGCCGUGUCGCACAGCAGCGGCGUGCGCACCCCCGCCGCCGGGAUCUAUUCAGCCAUGAUAGUGCUGGUGGCGCUGAGCUUCAUGACGGAGUACUUCUACUUCAUCCCGAAGGCGUGCCUCUCGUCUGUCCUCAUCUGCGCCGUCAUGUUCAUGAUAGACUUCGCGAUCUUCCGCCGUCUCUGGCGCUCCAGCAAGCAGGAGUUCUUCAUCCUGCUGCUCACCUUCUCCUCCAGUGUCCUGCUUAGCGUGGAGCUGUCUGUACUGGGCGGGGCCGUGGCGAGUGUCGCCGCUUUACUGAGGGGAGUUGCGCGGCCGCCGGUGGAGGUUACUACGUUAAAGAUCCCCGGCGGCAUCAUCGGCACCCGAGUCCGUCCGACCCUGGCGCUAGUCUACAUGAACAUGACCCACGUGCUGAGCGCAGUGCCGCGCGCGUCGCCCGUGUUCCUCGACCUGUCGCGGGUCACGCUGCUGGACCACGCCGCCACCGAGGCACUAGAGCGUCUACAAAAGAAGAUGAGCGACAACGGGCAAAAACUCAUCAUUUACAACGCGACACCAGAAAUCCUGCCCCAACUGGAAGCAGGGUCCGGAACCCCGGAACAAUCACUCGACAUCCAUAGACUAAGAGCUAGAACAGAGCUGGAAGCCCUGACUGACUCUGAAGCUACGGAGAAUGUUGCUCUGCUAACUGGAGAAUUGGAGAAAGAUAUUGAGAAACAGGAAGCGUAGGGCUGUUUGCCAAGGAGUGGUAUUCAGAAUUCAGAGUAUGAUGAGAAUGAGAAAGUUACUUAAGUAUACCGUUGUAGAUUUAUACCGUAUGCGUGAGAGUUCAAAUGUUGUUAGUAAGAGGUGUAGGCAGGGGAAUUAAUAAUAUAAUGAUAAUACUUAACAACAAUGAAUG